Numida meleagris (helmeted guineafowl) is the source of this 5762-nucleotide messenger RNA. RefSeq names its product phosphoinositide interacting regulator of transient receptor potential channels (gene PIRT). The record is from RefSeq and is a predicted model, not a curated record. Gene Ontology annotation, biological process: positive regulation of cation channel activity; phosphatidylinositol-mediated signaling. Gene Ontology annotation, molecular function: phosphatidylinositol bisphosphate binding; transmembrane transporter binding. The transcript is spliced from 2 exons. Lineage: Eukaryota; Metazoa; Chordata; Aves; Galliformes; Numididae. The coding region runs from base 3400 to 3909 and encodes 169 amino acids.
CAGUAGACAACAUCCGGAGGGCUGCGGGGCUGAAGGUGAGCCUGGGUGAGGAGAGCAGAGUGCUCUGCUGCAGCUGCUCCACCCGUCCCACCGCUGGUGGUGGGCAGCCAUCCUCUGCCCUUCCCACAGCAGAGCCUGCUGAGCCCAGCGGGAUCUGUCCCUCUCUGCGCUGACCCAUGGCGACGGGAAGCGGCGCACCCUGAGUUCCCUGCUGCUUCUUCUGUGCGUCGGGGGAUGCUUGGUGUAGCCAGACAGGAGCACAGCUCAGCAUGGUGAGUUGGCACUUGGUCCCUUCAGGUCCCCUGUCUGACCCUCACCUGUCCCCUCCACUGGGUGCUCCUCAGCCCCCCUGGCCGUGGGGGUCCCACAGUGCCCACCCUCCUCAUUUUGAGAGGACCCUGGGCACGCUGGCUCAUUAAUAUGCACCUCAUUCUGAUUAACUUUGAACCUGAUUGAUAGGUGCUGAAUUAAAUUUGGCUGGGGCAUGGCAUCUUGACACGUUUCUGCUAAGAGCAUGCAUGUGCCUGUCCACACGGCCUCCUUCCCCAGUCAUCCCAUCAUCCCACGUGGGCUCUCUGUCUCUGUCUCGGUCCCUUGUCCCAGCAAACAUGGUCCCACGAUUGUUCCCUGGGGGGUCCUGUAUGGAGGAUACAGCCAAGAGUCAGACUGAGACACCCCAGGGUAUCAGGAAAAGCCAUGCCCCCAAAAUGUCCUUGUCUGGGCUGUGGUGUUCCUGGAGGGAACAGUGGCAGCAGUUAGGUGUUGAGAUAAGAGGAAUGCGUAGGAAGCUCCUGAAGAAUCAGAGCUGCUUCCCCAUAGGAGAAGGAGAUGGGCAGGCUGGAGACUUGGGGUACUAGAUCCAUCAUUAGCACGGUCUUGGGUAGGAGCAGCGCUUUCCAAGGGGCUCAGUCCAUAUCUGCAGGUUGGUUGUCGCACCUCAGGUCCUGGUUGCUCAUGUGCUGGUCUCAGACUCCGAAUUGUCGGAAGGAUUUCUGGCCUCCAUGGCUGCAGACAGAGCAGAGAGCUGCUCCUGUAUGAACACAGAGAGGGGCGGGAAAAUUAAAUCAUUUAAUGGGAUUUAUUGGCACUGGGGUCCUCAGCAAAACAUAACCAUGCAAUCAAUGCACUGGGAGAGCAAAAAGGGAGAAACAGCAUCACUCAAGGUUCCUUCUUCUGUUGAGGACAGAGAAAGACCCCGGUAUUAGCAGUGCCUGCAGGACCUGGGGCAGCAGCAGCCAGCCAUGAUAUGUGAGAUGUGCUCUGGAGGCAUUUGCAAGCCAGCAAAUGGACAUCUGUGGACGCUCUCCUUACAACAAUAAUUAUUCAAAAUGUGGGUGAAACCUGAUAGCAUUAUCCUGCUGGGCUGCUCAGUACGAGCAUCACGCAUCUUCCAAUGUGAGCACAUCUGGGACGAAUUAGGGAUGGAGUAUGGGCAGAGCAGGAGCUGGAAUCACAUUAGCUCUCCCAAGAGCUGCAGAUACGUGCAGAGCUUGCAACCAAACUCCCAGCCAUGUGUAGGGAGUGAAACCCUUCCUGAGCUAACAGAAGGGAACUACACAGAGCCUCAUGCAAAAGAACAGACAGGAAUACAGAGCAGAAUAUCUAAAUGCAAACAAACAAACAAAACAAAAAAAAAAAAAAAACAUGGAGAAAAGUGUGCUGCAAAGUGCUACGAAAAUGAUCAGCCUCUGAGAAGUGUGGUGAGAGGAAUUCUUAUGCCGGAAAAUAAAAGGGAAAAAUGAAUCUGGUCUAGUGCAAAUGCAAUCCUGGAAGGAAGAGCAAGGUUUCUGCAGGAGUCUGACAUUCUAUCUCUGCAAAGUGGAGGGGAAGGCGCUCUGCAGAGUGGGGCAGGAGCACAUAGGUGAGCAGGGAGCAGGGUGCUGGGAGCUGGACAGAGUGCUGGGGCUGCAGACAGGGCAGCACGUCAGGGCUGAGGGCAAGCUUCCAACCACAAAGCUGAAUUAAAGUUAUACAGUGGCUUGAACAUAAAAACUCUCCACAAUGGAUGCUAAAAGGAGAGAAAGACACAAAAUGCCAUGACUGUGGAGGAUGAAAUCUUGGGAAGAGACUCACCAGAGGCCAUAGCAGAUGAGGAUGGCAGGAUAAGUGUGCCCUGCCCUGCCCCAUCUCUCCUGGUUCGACAGAGUAGGGGAGAGCUGCAGAUGGGAGGGAUGCAAGCACUGAGCUCUGCUUUCAUUUUUUGUUUGUUGGUCCAAUUUUUGCAAACCUGAGAUGGCACAAAAUAUGUCAGUGUCACCAGGUCUGCAUUUCUGCAACAGUGCUUGAGUGUUUCAGUACUGGGGGUAAACAGAAAAAUUGCAUCAGAAUAAACCACAAACCAGGGCAAGAGACAUGGAUGAAAGGAAUAAGGGAGGUGUCAGCCAGCACCUGGCCACUGGCACCCCAGGGUGGGCACAGGGCCCAGCACGACCCAGCCAGGGAUUACCAGCAUGGCCCAGGUAGGGAUCGUUAGAACCACUGGAGCAGCUUUGCAGCUCCAUGUGUCUGCACCAACAUGGUGCAAGCCCUGGCAUCAAGCAGCAGCUGCAGGAAAUGGGCUGGAGGCACCGGGCUCCGGGCUCAUCUCCUCUGCACCUCUCCAUAGCCAAAGCGGGAUGCAAACCUGCAAACCCAGUGUGAUAGCAUCCGCGUUGUGUGUCUUCCUGGGAGCAAGCUCUCAGCCUGCUAUGCUAUGUGAGGGCCUGGGCAGGGUUUUGGAUGAACCACUCCAGAUCAGCAUCAGUCUCACAGCAUGCACGUGUGGUGCUCAGCUAGAGCUCAGCAGGCCCAUCCCAUUCCUGCAGCACGCUGCACCCUGCGGGCACUCCCCGCCAGCUCCACGUCCUGCUUCCCCCUGCUCCGAUGAAAUAGUGGUUAACAUAAUGCACUGCAUUUCCCAUUUAUCAUAAUGAUUUCCCCGUGCUAAAGUCAUGCAGUUUCUGGGAAAAUGCAUUUCCUCCUCGAGUGGGUGAAAAUCUAAUGGAGGGGCAGGGCCCCUGAGGAAUCUUCAGGGCUGACCCCAGCACCACAAACACAGCAUCUGGCAUGAGCUGAGAUUCCUCCUGCAACCCCCCCAGCCCCAUCCGUGCCAUGGGCUGGCUGCCCCUCCAGCUCAGGCUGCUCAGGGCCCAUCCACAGCCUCGGGCACCUCCAGAGAUGGGGCACCCACAGCUCUGGGCAGCAGUGCUGGGGUCUCACUGCCUCUGGGUAAAGAAGUUCUAAGGAUGUGAACUGCCCUGGGGUAGGGGUGGGCAGUGGGACUCCUACAGCACCAUCAGCCCUCCUCCCUGAAGGAUCCAGUUGCCUAUUCUUAAAUGUCACUGCUCACAAAGGCAUGAUGCUCUUCUCUCCCUGCUGCAAGGCACAGAGCCUUCCCCAAUUUUUAACUUGGCCAAGGCCAUGCACUCAUUGAUGACAAGAUGGACAGCACUCAGUCCAUCCUCCAGCACAAGUCCUGCUCUGCUCUUCCUCUUUUGUCCACCCCAGGUCUCCUCCUCAGAUCCCACUGCCAUGGAAAAUCCCCCCCCGAGCCCUAAUGAGAGCGAGAAGUCCCCUCCAUCCAAGGAGAUGCUGACCAGCAACACGGCCAGCACCCUGUGCAUCAGCUCUCGCAGCGAGUCUGUCUGGACCAGUGCCUCCAGGAGCAAGUGGGACAUCUACCACAAGCCCGUCAUUGUCGUGUCUGUCGGAGCAGCUGUCUUCCUCUUUGGGACAGUCAUCACCAGCCUGUCGUGCCUCGAAAUCAAGAACAUCGAGGUGUACAAAAUGUGCGGCCCCGCCUUCCUGUCCAUGGGACUGAUGCUCCUUGUCUGUGGCCUCGUCUGGAUCCCCAUCAUCCGCAAGAAGCAGAAGCAGAGACAGAAGUCACAGUUCCUGCAGAGCCUCAAGUCCUUCUUCUUCAACCACUGAGCACCUCCCAGGAAGGCUCCCACCCCACUCCCCAUAUUAGCCAUAAAAAGAAACGUUCUCCUGUAUUCUCCUAGAGGAAUUUAUCCCAGUCUCUUCCCUAUAAGAAGGAACACGCUUGUACUGGUCCUAGUGUGAAAGUGAACUUUGUAUUUUGCCCAGUGAACCCCAGGAAAAAGAGAGCAGGACUUGGUGGUGAGCCCAGUGCCCCACAUCAGCCCACUGUGCAAUGCCCAACCCAAUGCAUGCUGUGCAAUGACCAACCCAACACGUGCAGGAGAAACCAGAGCUCCUGGCAGCCUCUGUUAGCAGCUUUUGCAAGGCACAGCAGUGGAGAGGAGCCAGCCCACCACAGUGUGGGUAAAGCUGCUGUGAGCACUGUACUUCACAUCUGGAAGAUGGCAGGCCCAAGGAGGUAUCGCCAGAGUCACAGAGAGGGGCAGCAGGACAGCGUGGUCUCAGAGCACUUUGCAGCAGAGGCCAUCAGGAUGGGCAACACAGGUCAUCAAGGCAUGGGAAGAUCAGACAUGGGUCCAUGGGCAGGAAUUCCCCAACGUGGAUCUGCUAUGGCUGCUGGGCAAUGUAUGGUUGUGAGCUGGAGCUCAAUCCGUGCUCAGGGUGCAGCACUCACACAAUCCCACUCGAAAUGAAAAUUCCCAGUCUGAAGAACCGCUCUCCGUCUGGAGAGCAACACCUGUGUUAAUACAAUUGGGCCCAUAAUGUUCAGCCCCUGACUCUGGGUGGGACUGAUUUUUCAGACCCAGCUCACCAUCCACAGCUUCGCACCUGGGAAGACCACAGCCCAGCGAGCCAUGGCUCAGUGCCCGGAGCCCCGAGCAGGUGAGGGCCCAGCACCAGGGGUGGGUAGGACACAGCUUGAUGCUGAUCAGAGGCAGAAGAAGGGCACAGGAGAGGAGUCCUCACCUGCACCUCCAUGCAGCAUUCCCACCCCCUCCCACAGAUCAGCCCCUUAAAGCAGUGGGAGAUUCCUGGGAACGAAGUUCGAGGAAGACACACUGGCAAAGGGGUACGGCAGCUUUGCAACACCCUGCACUGCAUUAGGACUGCAGGCAUCAGCACAGAACAACUUCCUUUUGGUUUGGGUGCCACAUCCCCCAGGAGCCGCCACCGCAGACAUGCUGGGAGCUCCAGAUAACACCAGGAUACCCACUGAAAGCUGAGGUUGGUCUACAGAUAUGGCCCAAAGCACCUACAGUCCAAAGCCUCAUGACAGCUGAGACGCUUCCCCUGGGGAUGGGGGCGAGGUUGGCAGUGCUGUAUGAUGGGGAGCAGCAGAGGCAGUUUCUGGACUGUAGCUGGCACGAGAUGCACAUGCUCGAGGAACACAUCCCACUGACUUGGCUUGGCCGUGCCCCGAGUUGUGUUUCCAUGUGGUGCACACGUGUCCCCAGCUGGUGCCAGCUGGUGAAUGGAGUGUUGGAGGUGAGUGGUCUGGCAGCAGACCCAGCAAACCUUCUCCUGCUCUUCAGCCAUUCAUCCUGCUGAGCAGUACUCUGCUGUUAUUUUCGGUGCUGGCUUGGCACCGGGCAGGUUCUCUAUUGAUUUGGCUGCAGUGGGCACAGGCUCACCCCAAGCUCCUGCCUGAGGAUGAGCUGCAGCCAGAAAAGCAGGUGAGCAGCAGGGCUGGCAAGGAAGAAAUCACAGAGAAGCACGAGGGAUGGGGACAUAAAGUGGAGUCCUGUUCUGUACAUUUCACAACCAAGGAGACAGCUGGUGAAGCUUCAAUGGGAUAAGAAGUCACUGAGAUCAGAAAUGUAACGGGAUUCCAUGCUGGUUAUUCAUAACAAGAAUAUUUGAUUUAAUUAAAGCAAAAAUAUUCCAAGGGUUUCACCUUG